This is a messenger RNA of Gracilinanus agilis (Agile Gracile Mouse Opossum), 1769 nucleotides long. RefSeq names its product zinc finger protein 420-like. Gene Ontology annotation, biological process: regulation of DNA-templated transcription. NCBI's taxonomy places the organism in Eukaryota, Metazoa, Chordata, Mammalia, Didelphimorphia, Didelphidae. The transcript is spliced from 4 exons. Bases 1 to 1353 code for a protein of 450 amino acids. The record is from RefSeq and is a predicted model, not a curated record.
AUGCCUUUGUCAGUAUUCCACUGGGCUUUGAAUGACUGGUCUCCAGUGCUGGCCUUGGCACUCUUCAAGGGGUCAGUAACAUUCCAGGAUGUGGAUGUGGACCUCACACAGGAGGAGUGGGGCCUGUUGGACCAUUCUCAGAAAGAGCUGUACAUGGAGGUCUUGCUGGAGAAUGUGCAGAAUCUACUCUCCGUGGAUAGGGGCAAUCUUGCCAGACAUCAGAGAAUCCACACUGGAGAGAAACCUUAUGAAUGUCAAUACUGCAGAAAGGCUUUUGCAAACUGGGCUUCUCUUGCUUUACAUCAGAGAAUCCAUAUUGGAGAGAAACGUUAUGAAUGUAAACAGUGUGGAAAGGCUUUCCCAUGGAGGGGCCAUCUUGUUCUACAUCAGAGAAUCCAUACUGGAGAGAAACCCUAUGAAUGUAAACAGUGUGGAAAGGCUUUCACACAGAGGGGCUCUCUUGCUGCACAUCAGAGAAUCCACACUGGAGAGAAACCUUAUGAAUGUAAACAGUGUGGAAAGGCUUUCACAUGGAAGGGCCAUCUUGUUCUACAUCAGAGAAUCCAUACUGGAGAGAAACCUUAUGAUUGUAAACAGUGUGGAAAGGCUUUCACACGAAGGGGCUCUCUUGCUGCACAUCAGAGAAUCCACACUGGAGAGAAACCUUAUGCAUGUAAAUACUGUGGAAAGGCUUUCACAGAGAGGGGCUCUGUUGCUAGACAUCAGAGAAUCCAUACUGGAGAGAAACCUUAUGAAUGUAAACAGUGUGGAAAGGCUUUCACACAGAGGGGCCCUCUUGCUAAACAUCAGAGAAUCCACACUGGAGAGAAACCUUAUGAAUGUAAACACUGUGCAAAGGCUUUCACAGAUAGGGGCCAUCUUGCCAGACAUCAGAGAAUCCACACAGGAGAGAAACCUUAUGACUGUAAACUUUGUGGGAAGACUUUCACAGAUAGAGGCAAUCUUGCUAAACAUCAGAGAAUCCACACUGGAGAGAGACCUUAUGAGUGUAAACACUGUGGAAAGGCUUUCACACAUAGGGGCCCUCUUGCUAGACAUCAGAGAAUCCACACUGGAGAGAAACCUUAUGAAUGUAAACAUUGUGGAAAGGCUUUCAUACAGAGUGGCCAUCUUAUUGCACAUCAGAGAAUCCACACUGGAGAGAAACCUUAUGAAUGUAAACACUGUGGAAAAGCUUUCAUACAGAGAGGCAAUCUUGCUGCACAUCAGAGAAUCCACUCUGGAAAGAAACCUUAUGAAUAUAAACAGAAUGGAAGGACUUUCACAGUGAGGAAUAAUCUUUCUAAACAUCAGAAAAUCUGUACUGGAGAGAAACCUUUUUGUAUGGAGUGAAAAAUUAUUCUCAUCCUUAAGGUAAUAGUUAUUAUUGUCUACUUUAGUAAAGCUUGUUCCUGCCCUUCUAGCAACCUUCAAGGCAAGAUUAUCCUACCCACAUCCUUUUCCCUGUAAGACAAAAGUUUUACAGCCUGCCAGUGUUUUGGCUGAUCUUAGACCCUGAAGUACCCUAUGAUCAAAUCUUAAGUACACUUUUGUCUUGGAAAUUCUUCUAAUUGUAUUGAAGACUUUCCCCCAAGAUAGUCAAGCCUAAUGGCUGGAAUGGUACUCAUUGUAGGCAUUGUAAAACCCUCCCAGAUAAUCCAGUCCCCCCUCCCACUUUUUUUUUUUUUGUAUCUGUCUCUAAUUUCCUGAUUAUUCCUUUAAAAUGUAUAUUUGCUUGAAUGUACUCAUUAUAAAGCUAUUUAACUUAA